AUGUCUACUCGAGGCAGAGGUGUUCCUCAGCAGGUUUUGACAAAUUCGUUUGUCAUUUCGAAGCUGCCGACGAGGACGCGCUACUAUCAGUACGAAGGUAAGCUUCACUCUUACUACAAUGACACAGCGGUUGAACUUCAUAUAGUUUCGAUCUCCGGUAACGGGAAGGAUAUGAAGAACCCUCGAAGGAGGACUGAGGUCUUCGAGCGCCUUCAAAACCACACCGAUCCAAAGUUGUUUACCCCGCGCUGUAUCUUCGAUGGCGCCGUUAUUAUGUACUGUCCCCGUGAGCUUCCCUUGUCGGGCGGGGACUCCCAAACCUUCGAAGUCAACAUGUCGAACAAACCCCGAACGGAUGGCUCUGCCCCGACCCGCGGGAUCGUACAGGUAUACCUGAAGAAGGUCGCUGCCGACCCGAUCGACUUUAGCGGUUUGCAAGCAUUCAUCGACGGAAAACAGACCAAGCAGACUCCUCAGGUCUUGACAGCGAUCAAUGUCCUGCAACUGAUCAUUCGCCAGGCACCGAAUCUUAAAUAUCCGAACAACACGCGUGCAUUUUUUACCAAAGACGCCGGGGUACAGACCCUAGGUGGAGGUUUAGAAUUGUGGCGCGGAUACUUCCAGAGUGUGCGCCCUACCAUUGGAAAGGUUCUGGUGAACAUUGAUGUGUCGACAGCGGUUAUGUUCAAGCAGGGUAGCUUUCAGACCGCCGCUCUUGCUGUUCUCAAGCAGAACGACGUCCGUGCGCUGGAACUCCGCCCAGAUUCCCCGCAAUUCAGGCAGUUGAAGAACUUCUUCAAGGGCAUUUCUGUCACGCUCGUCCACCGGCCGGGUCUCAAAAAGAUUCGGGGAUUGGUUUCUAACGCUGGAAACUUUGAGUUCGAGAACACGACGGUCAAGGACUACUUCAACAAAGCUUGGAAUCGCCCACUAAGCUAUCCAAACAUCAUCGGCAUUCAAGUUGGAUCAAAGGACAGGGAUGAAGUCAUCCCAGCGGAAAUGUGUGCUAUCGCACCCGACCAGCGUUACACGCGAAAACUUCCUCCCGAAUUCUCACCGAUGAUGGUUAAGUUUUCUUCCAAGAACCCACAUGAACGCCUGGCGCUCAUCAGCGCUGGCAUUAGCAACGCAAUUACGACCGACCAACGCUCUGCCCUGGAUUAUCAGAAUUCGCCGUUCUUGCAAGACGCGGGGAUCACUGUAUCUCCCGACCCUAUCUUGGUCACUGGACGUGUCCUUCCCACGCCGAAAAUCCAUUACGGCAAUGCUGCCGCUAGUAGACCGGUGCAACCACGAAAUGGUUCUUGGAACGUCAUCGACCAGGUUUUCCAUGAGCCGAAGAGUCUAUCGUCCUGGGGGAUUCUCAAUUACUCAAGGGUUAAUGACCAAACAAUCAAUCGCUUUGUCAACACUUUGCUCAACGCAUGCAAGAAACUUGGAAUGAAUGUAUCCCCACCUGCGGCGAGCCAAUCUUGUGCUGGCGCAUCGUCUGUGGUAAACGACAUGAGAUCGCUUAAAAAUGCCGUCAGCAGCAGGAUAGGUAAAGAUCCGGAGAUGGUAUUGGCCAUCCUGCCGACAAGCUCGACGGACAUUUAUCACGCUAUUAAGUCGUUCGGUGAUGUUAUUGCUGGUUUCCCAACACAGUGUGUCCGAGAGAACAAGAUCGAGAGAGCAAAUGAUCAGUAUUGUGCGAAUCUAGGCAUGAAGAUCAAUGCCAAACUUGGAGGCGUCAAUUCAUUACCAAGGUCAGGUGCGUUGGAGAAGCUCAUGAGCGCUCCGUUCAUGAUUAUGGGUGCCGAUGUAGGGCAUCCCGCACCUGGCAUGAUCAACCAGCCCUCUGUGGCAUCUCUCGUCUACUCAUUUGAUCGGUAUGCUGCACGGUACGAAUCGAUGAUGUCGGUUCAACACCCCCGCCAAGAAAAAAUUGACGAAUUACGCAAAUUAGUAUAUCGUGCGAUCUUCGAGUUUGGCGAGCGUAACAGGGCCGCACCCGUACGCAUCAUUUUCUUCCGAGAUGGCCUUUCCGAAGGAGAAUACGCGCUCACGGGACAAGAGGAGAUUGAGGAUAUCACAGGGGCGAUCGAUGACAUCUGGCGGGACAAAGGCAUAAAGGGCGCGAAACCUGAACUGACUUUCAUCGUCGUAGGUAAACGACACCAUGUCCGAUUCUUCCCAAGGAACAGGAACGAUGCGGACAAGUCUGGUAACUGUCCCGCAGGAUUUGUUGCCGAUCAAGGAGUGGGAAAUCCAGCAGUGCGCGACUUUUACUUACAAUCGCACGGCGGUCUCCUCGGAACUAGUAGGCCGAGUCAUUAUAUUACGCUCAGGGACGACGUGUAUAAGCACAACACAGACGACCUGCAGGAGCUCGCAUUUACGUUGUGCCAUUCUUACGCGCGUGCGACGCGUUCCGUCUCGAUUCCGGCUCCCGUUUAUUACGCCGAUGCAAGUAUCCCAUCCCAUCCUAUCGUCUGCGCGCGUGGCGCGUUCCAUUUCAACCCCGCCAUGGGUUUCGACGCUGCUACUAUCUCUAGCCAUGACGACGCCUUCGACCUUGAACGCUGGAGGAAAAAUUUCAAAGACAAACACGCUAAUUUGGCGAAGAAGAUGCAUUUCAUGUGA
Messenger RNA from Suillus plorans, 2622 nucleotides. RefSeq names its product ribonuclease H-like domain-containing protein. The coding region runs from base 1 to 2622 and encodes 873 amino acids. The transcript has 25 exons. Lineage: Eukaryota; Fungi; Basidiomycota; Agaricomycetes; Boletales; Suillaceae. The record is from RefSeq and is a predicted model, not a curated record. Gene Ontology annotation, molecular function: RNA binding; protein binding.